This is a messenger RNA of Papaver somniferum (opium poppy), 1549 nucleotides long. Its product is annotated as 3-methyl-2-oxobutanoate hydroxymethyltransferase 1, mitochondrial-like. The transcript is spliced from 5 exons. Bases 289 to 1359 code for a protein of 356 amino acids. The record is from RefSeq and is a predicted model, not a curated record. Gene Ontology annotation, molecular function: 3-methyl-2-oxobutanoate hydroxymethyltransferase activity; magnesium ion binding. Lineage: Eukaryota; Viridiplantae; Streptophyta; Magnoliopsida; Ranunculales; Papaveraceae. Gene Ontology annotation, biological process: pantothenate biosynthetic process. Gene Ontology annotation, cellular component: mitochondrion.
UCACUUCCGGUUCCAUAAUAGUCAAGCGGAAGCUGCGGAACGACAGUUACGACACCCAUUCAAACUCGUGUCGUUCAUUGUACUCCGGUAUGAGUGAGUACGAUAUUUUCAAUUUCUUCACUCACCUAGCGAGUGAGCGAGCUCAACUUCACAUCAGUUUUUAUCACACAUCAUCGAAAAUUUUGGGGAUAAUUCAAUUUCGGCACAGAGGGGCAUUUAUUUCCGAUUCAUCCUACAGAGAAUUAUUGAAAUUCUUCACGUCUUCCAUAAAAGAAAUAAAGAAGCACAAUGUCGGUCUCCUCGAUCCUCUUUAAAGCUUAUUCCGCACAUAGAAGAUCUUCAUCUCUGAAACACCAUAUCAGAUGCCUGAGCAAUGUUCCAGAAAACACCGUGUACGGUGGUCCAAAAUCGCAAAACCCUAACCAACGUGUAACUCUAACUAACCUGAAACAGAAACAUAAAAAAGGAGAACCCAUAACGAUGGUAACAGCUUAUGAUUACCCAUCAGCAGUUCACCUUGAUGAAGCAGGAAUUGAUAUAUGUCUUGUCGGUGAUUCAGCUUCAAUGGUUGUUCAUGGUCAUGAUACAACUCUUCCUAUUACUCUUGAAGAAAUGCUUGUUCAUUGUCGUUCUGUUGCUCGUGGUGCCAAAAACCCAUUACUUAUUGGUGAUCUACCAUUUGGUACUUAUGAAUCAAGCUCCAAUCAGGCAAUUGACACAGCAGUUAGAGUUCUCAAAGAAGGUGCAAUGGAUGCAAUUAAAUUGGAAGGAGGCGCUCCUUCUAGAAUUACAGCAGCUAAAGCCAUUGUUGAAGCUGGAAUUGCAGUUAUGGGUCAUGUUGGAUUGACUCCUCAAGCUAUCAGUGUUCUUGGAGGAUUUAGGCCUCAAGGAAAGAAUGUUGCCAGUGCUUUAAAGGUUGUCCAAACUGCAAUGGCUUUGCAGGAGGCUGGAUGCUUCUCUGUGGUGCUUGAAUGUGUGCCCGCACCUGUUGCUGCAGCUGCCACCUCUGCCCUUCGAAUUCCUACAAUCGGUAUCGGAGCUGGUCCUUUCUGUAGUGGCCAGGUUCUAGUUUACCACGAUCUGUUGGGUAUGCUGCAACACCCUCAUCAUGCCAAGGUUACUCCAAAAUUCUGUAAGCAGUAUGCACGAGUUGGUGACGUUAUAAACCAGGCACUUUUACAAUACAAGGAAGAGGUGACGGAAAGAUCUUUCCCAGGUCCUACUCAUACACCAUAUAAAAUGAGUAAUUCAGAUGUUAAUGGUUUCUUAAGUGAAUUAGAGAAGAUGGGUUUGGGCAGUGCAGCUUCUUCUGCAGCAGUGGCAGCUGAGAAGGCUGAAACAGUUAAUGGGUCUUCCUAAUUGUUACGGUGUCCAUCCUCUCUUUUUUUUUUGAACGAUUUUUUGGGCACUACUCAAAAAUGCAGGGGGACUACUCUUUACUUUUUGGGUGGAUAUUUGAAGUAAUUUUGAGUCACCCCUUAUCUAUUUUUUUUAAUACCAAACCUACCCUUGAUAAUAAAAUUAGUUAGUGUAUUGAUUAGUGAGUUAA